UCACUCUCCUCUGCUCAGACCAGCUCGCUCACACACACGCGCGCACUCACGGACGCUGACUCACACCAUGAGUACCUGUGCGGAGCUAUUCUACCACCCCGUGCUGGAUUUUACUCGCGCAUCAGGCUGAUACAGGCACAGACCGCGCGCAAAGGAUAUUCGGACCUGCUGAGAUUUGACCUUUUGUUUCUUGUGUUGCUUUAUUCAAAGGUGAAAACUGAGCGACGCGGCAAAGGGUUUGGAAGUCCCAUCCAGGCCAUGAGCAUUAACCUCUGAGUUUGAACUCCAAGAACAAGAAGUCCAACGGUCCUUUGACUUUUUAUUUCUAGUGUGAACUGCAACCACUGUCCAGCCAUGAGGAGCUGCUCCCAUGUCCUGCCCCUCGGUGUGCUCACGGCUCUGCUGCUGUCUCAGGUCUGCUCUGGAAUUAAAUGGCUAGCACUAUCACAUGCUCCUGCAUCUUUGCACAUGAACCAGACCCAACACUGUAAGCUGUUGCCCAGCAUGGUGUCCUCCCAAGCUCAGCUGUGUCGCACCAACAUCGAGCUCAUGCAGACCAUUAUCCAAGCGGCCCGUGAAGUCAAGAAUACAUGUAAGAAGACCUUUGCUGAUAUGCGUUGGAACUGCUCCUCCAUUGACAUCCCCGCUGAUGCCCCAAAGUAUCAGCCAGACCUCGACCGAGGAACGCGGGAGACUGCAUUUGUCUAUGCCCUGUCUGCUGCAACCAUCAGCCACACCAUAGCACGAGCGUGCACUUCUGGAGAUUUGCGGCUGUGUUCGUGUGGUCCUAUCCCUGCGGAAGUGCCGGCGCCUGGCUAUCGCUGGGGUGGAUGUGGUGACAACCUGCACUAUGGUUUGAUCAUGGGCUCCAAGUUCUCUGAUGCCCCCAUGAAGAUGAAGCGCUCGGGCUCCCAUGCCAACAAACUCAUGCACCUACACAACAGUGAAGUUGGGAGACAGGUACUGAGAGAAGCACUGGUGAUGAAAUGUAAAUGUCACGGUGUGUCUGGCUCGUGCUCCAUAAGGACCUGCUGGAGAGGCCUGCAAGACCUGAGGGAGAUCGCCAUGGACCUGAAGACCAAAUACCUGUCUGCCACCAAAGUAGUUUACCGGCCCAUGGGGACACGCAAGCAGCUGGUGCCUAAAGACAUUGACAUCAGGCCAGUGAGGGAGAACGAGCUGGUCUAUCUGCAGAGCUCUCCGGACUUCUGCACCAAGAAUGAAAAACAGGGCUCUGUUGGCACACAGGACAGGGCAGUGUUGAUGUGCGGUGCCCGUGGCUACACCCCCUACACAGAGAAGCUGGUGGAGCGCUGCCACUGCAAAUACCACUGGUGCUGCUACGUCACCUGCAAGAAGUGCGAGCGGAUCGUGGAGCGAUAUGUCUGCAAAUGAGUCUGUGCCGCUGCCAGCCACACCAGCAGUCCUCUACCUGUACUCAGCCGCCAGAGGCCACAGAUUAACCAAAGCACUACAGUACCAAGAAGGCUUACUUUUGUGUUAAGCUUUAGCAUGUGUAUCUCGACGAGAAGUGGUCUGUUCUUGUUCAGUAUCAUUUUUAUAUUGAAUCUCCAAACUGCCGGUUGGACUUUUUUGUUUUCUGCUUCACAAACCUGGAUGUGGAGAGUGUGGUGACAGUUAUAAUCGGUUCACAUGAAGACCUCCGUCCUCCCCGGGUAUCUUCUUUUUCUUGUUAAUGAUUAUAAAUUCCCCCGACAAGGGAUAUCAAAAGUCUAUUUUAUUAUAGCUCUAAUAAAAAGAAAUAAUAUUGGAUUUUAUGCUGGAGUAGAAGGAUUCUUCCUCCUCAGUAGACAGACUUAUGUUUGGCUGUGUUCCACGGACAUCAAAGGGUUCUGGUGGAUCCAUGUGGUACUUUUUUGUAAGGUACUAUUAAAAUGCUUUUCCUCUGUAGAAAUGGACAAUACAGGCGAAAGGAACACAAAGGGAACUUCAAGUACUUUUCAACAAUGAAACAUUUUUGUGGUUGACAUUGUGGACUCUCACCCACCAUGUGUCCUGUGUGGACCACGACAUGCCUCUAUCCCCGUGGACCGAGAGAAGAGAAAUGAGGACGUUGUGAAAUGGCACAGUAUCUCCUUUAUGUCUGACAUGCAGGCCGUUCAAAAUAUGUUCUAUCUUUCUUAGUAUAUGAGCUGAACUCAUGGAUUUUGUAAACCACUUU
Monopterus albus (swamp eel) is the source of this 2182-nucleotide messenger RNA. It is a transcript of the gene wnt11, whose product is annotated as wingless-type MMTV integration site family, member 11. Gene Ontology annotation, biological process: canonical Wnt signaling pathway; cell fate commitment; neuron differentiation. The transcript has 6 exons. Bases 355 to 1395 code for a protein of 346 amino acids. Gene Ontology annotation, cellular component: extracellular region. NCBI's taxonomy places the organism in Eukaryota, Metazoa, Chordata, Actinopteri, Synbranchiformes, Synbranchidae. Gene Ontology annotation, molecular function: frizzled binding; cytokine activity. The record is from RefSeq and is a predicted model, not a curated record.